UAAUCACCAAUAACCCGUGUUCUGGAGCAGUGUAGCGUACCAUUGUUUAUUUACGUGUAUUUCGCAUGUAUUUACUACACAAAUUUGAAAACAGAACUGACAUUAGAGAUCAAUUUCAAAAUUUGUAGCAUCUUCUGAUAGGAGGAUUACUUUUGCGCCACCAUGUAUAAAUAUAUGCAUCUAAAUGUUAUACGCAUACGAUAAAAAAGACUGAAAGAUGCAUUAUGAAGAUGUAUAUGAGGAUGGAGUCAUGUGUAGAAGUUCACGCAAGUGAGGAAAGUUCUCUGAUCGCCAUUCACUUGGGAGUGGCCAGAAACGAUUCUUUUGCAUAUGAUUCAAGCAGUUCACGACUUCCGGUCUUUGACCAAGUAUCCUCUGGGUAGCCUAAGAACAUCCGUUUAAAGGCGAGCUAAAGUCAGAGGGCGAAACAUCCCCUGCAUAGGGUUGUGCGCUGGGUUUGGGACCCGCCACGUAAAAAAACACUCCCAAAGAAAAGGAACAACAAGCCUCGGAUGAGUGACCCCCCUUUUGAUGACUACGAAUUGAGGGCAUGCACCUGGAAUGUCCGGUCCCUUAAUUGGGAAGGUGCCGCUGCCCAGCUGGUUGAUGUCCUCGUGAAAAUAAAGGCUGACAUCACCGCCGUCCAAGAAAUGCGAUGGACGGGACAAGGACAGAGACAAGUAGGUCCUUGUGACAUUUACUACAGUGGCCAUAUAAAGGAGCGCAAGUAUGGUGUUGGAUUCGUGGUAGGAGAGAGAUUCCGUCGCCGAGUACUAUCAUUGACUGCGGUGAAUGAACGUCUAGCCACAAUCCGCAUCAAAGCGAGGUUCUUCAACAUAUCGAUGAUUUGCGCCCACGCCCCGACGGAAGAGAAGGACGAUGUGACCAAAGAUGCCUUUUAUGAGUGCUUGGAGCGCACUUAUGAGAGAUGCCCCCGCCACGAUGUCAAAAUCGUGCUUGGCGACUUCAACGCCAGGGUGGGCAAAGAAGGUAUUUUUGGCACUACGGUCGGUAAAUUCAGCCUCCACGAGGAAACAUCCCCAAAUGGGUUGAGGCUGAUCGACUUCGCCGGGGCUCGAAAUAUGGUUAUCUGUAGUACUAGAUUCCAGCAUAAGAAGAUUUAUCAAGCUACCUGGCUGUCUCUGGAUCGAAAAACCACCAACCAGAUCGAUCAUGUUGUGAUAGAUGGAAGACACGUCUCCAGUGCUUUAGAUGUGCGUGCGCUCCGAGGUCCUAACAUCGACUCGGACCAUUAUCUUGUUGCAGCUAAGAUUCGCACCCGCCUCUGUGCAGCAAAAAACGCACGCCAACAAACACAAGGAAGGUUCGACGUCGAGAAGCUGCAAUCACAACAGACAGACGAACGAUUUUCUACUCGACUUGCACUCCUGCUCUCUGAGAGCACUCGUCAACAACUCGGUAUAAGGGAACUGUGGGACGGCAUUUCAAACUCCUUACGUACAGCUGCAACCGAAACCAUUGGUUUUCAGAAAGUGCAAAAGAACAGCUGGUAGACGAGGAGUGCCGUGUCGCAGCGGAAAGAGAACAGGCUGCCUACCUCGCAACGUUACGAUCGACCACAACACGUUUGGGAUGGGAUAGAUAUCGAGGUAGGUAGGUAGGUAGGAGUGC
Bactrocera dorsalis (oriental fruit fly) is the source of this 1632-nucleotide messenger RNA. RefSeq names its product craniofacial development protein 2-like. Gene Ontology annotation, molecular function: catalytic activity. Gene Ontology annotation, cellular component: nucleus. The record is from RefSeq and is a predicted model, not a curated record. The transcript has 2 exons. NCBI's taxonomy places the organism in Eukaryota, Metazoa, Arthropoda, Insecta, Diptera, Tephritidae. Gene Ontology annotation, biological process: chromatin remodeling. The coding region runs from base 513 to 1514 and encodes 333 amino acids.